AUGGAUAAAGAAAAUCACUCAGUUGUGACUGAAUUUGUCUUUAUGGGCAUAACUCAAGACCCUCAGCUGCAGAUCAUCUUUUUUGUGGUCUUCCUCCUUGUCUACCUGGUCAAUGUGAUAGGGAAUGUUGGUAUGAUCAUCCUGAUCAUAACAGACAGUCAGCUUCACACCCCCAUGUACUUUUUCCUCUGCAACCUCUCCUUUGUUGACCUGGGCUACUCAUCAGCUAUUGCUCCCAGGAUGCUGGCUGAUUUUCUAACAAAGCACAAAGUUAUCUCUUUUUCCAGCUGUGCCACCCAGUUUGCUUUCUUUGUAGGCUUUGUGGAUGCUGAGUGCUAUGUCCUGGCUGCAAUGGCCUAUGACCGCUUUGUGGCCAUCUGCAGACCUCUUCACUAUAGCACUCUCAUGUCCAAGAAAGUCUGCUUGGUCCUAAUGCUGGGCUCUUACUUCGCUGGCCUAGUGAGUUUAGUGGCGCAUACUUCUCUCACUUUCAGCCUCAGUUACUGUGGUUCCAAUAUCAUCAACCAUUUCUUCUGUGAAAUCCCACCACUCUUAGCUCUCUCUUGCUCAGAUACCUACAUUAGUGAGAUACUGCUGUUUAGUUUGUGUGGCUUCAUUGAGUUCAGCACCAUCCUUAUCAUCUUCAUCUCCUAUGCCUUCAUUCUCAUUGCCAUCAUCAGAAUUCGAUCAGCUGAAGGCCGGCUAAAGGCUUUUUCCACCUGCGGGUCUCAUCUUACUGGUGUUACCCUUUUUUAUGGUACAGUCAUGUUCAUGUAUCUGAGGCCAACAUCCAGUUACUCCCUGGACCAAGACAAGUGGGCCUCUGUGUUCUACACAAUUAUCAUUCCUAUGCUGAACCCCUUGAUCUACAGUUUGCGGAACAAGGAUGUGAAAGCCGCUUUCAAGAAACUGAUUGGAAAGAAGCCACAAUAA
Messenger RNA from Mus musculus (house mouse), 933 nucleotides. It is a transcript of the gene Or5ar1, whose product is annotated as olfactory receptor family 5 subfamily AR member 1. NCBI's taxonomy places the organism in Eukaryota, Metazoa, Chordata, Mammalia, Rodentia, Muridae. Gene Ontology annotation, biological process: G protein-coupled receptor signaling pathway; detection of chemical stimulus involved in sensory perception of smell. Gene Ontology annotation, molecular function: olfactory receptor activity; G protein-coupled receptor activity. The record is from RefSeq and is marked validated. The transcript has a single exon. Gene Ontology annotation, cellular component: membrane; plasma membrane. The coding region runs from base 1 to 933 and encodes 310 amino acids.